GAAGAGAGAGAGCAGCCGGACGGAGGGUGAACAAUAGCAAAGAGAAACAAACAGAAAAGAAGAAGAAGGAGAAGAGAGCAGCAGGUCCAACAUGAGAGCAGAGGAAUAAACUGUGGUCCUGCUCGUCUGUUCAGACAUGUCCUCCCGGGCUGACAGUAAGACUGGCUCCCAGAUUGCGUAUCUCACCAUGAGGCUGAAGGAUAAGCUCCACCCGCGACGAAUCAAUUCUGAGCGAAUCAAACACCCCCCAUCACUGAGAGUCAAACCACCUGACCUGAACCUGCAGCAGCAGCAGCAGCACCAGUCGGCGGGUGUGUUGGCCGACCAGCAGCGGGCCGUUGUCAGCUCCCUGCAGUACUUCAAGGCUCUGGUGGACAAACUGGGUUUGGACAAACCCGGAGUGGCCAAACCGGUCCUGGACCAGUCUGUGCUGGGCCGUCUGCUGGGUGGGGCUUCUGGGGGGGUCCUGGAGACAGUCCAGAUUCUGGUCCAGCUGGAGCCGCGCCUGCACAGCAGUAAGACCAUCACCGCCUGUCUCAAUCGACUCCACCAGUCUCUGGCUCAGCUGAUUCGCUGGGCUGAUCAGGUGAUGCUGCAGAGUGUCUCCCAUGACAAGAAAGAGUCGACAGAGAGUGUUACCAAGAUGAUCAGGACCGUGCUGGACAACAUCAAGGAACUGGUUCGAUUGGCUGCAGAGAGACAAGAAGGCUCCGUCCCCUUGUCUCCUGUCCAACCGGAGUCCUCAACGUUUGAUGACCAAGAAACGUCAACCUGCAGGAAUCCAGCUGACGAGAAGGAGAACAAAGGGGUGGAGAUAGAGAAGAGAAGGGAGGGGCAGAUACUUUUAGCUCCUCCCAAACCUCCUAUGCCCCUCCCAGAUCCCAUCAUCCAGGUGAUGCCCCAGGAGGAACAGAGUCCUCCAGCCCUGCCUCCAAAAAAGCGUCAGUCAACAUUAAACCCCACCCCCUGCAGGGUUGCCAUAGUAGCACCGAUGAGAAGAGAGCCUGAAAUAGAAACACAGACCGAACAGGACUGUGAGGACGACUAUUUGAAGCGACACUCUGCAGGUUCUUUCACUCAGGACACACACACUGACGAAGAUCCGGACUACGCUUUCCUCGACACAGACCAGUCCUCGUCAGACACACUCCCCCCUCUCCCUGGUUCCUCCUGUCCCCCUCCCGCCCUGCCAGAGAAGAGACGACGCAGCACCACAGGUAAUACAAGCGCCCAGACCCAGCUCUGCUUCGAGUUUGACUCCACCUCUGAGGACCAGAGCGACGCCCAAUGUGAUGAACCUGUCUCCUCCCCCUUGUCCCCCAGCAAGACGCCCCCUCCCCUCCCUGAGAAAAAACGACACAUCCAUCAGUACCUUCAGUUCUGUUCGUCGUACAGUGAUCAGUCUCCCGUCAUGUUCUAUCAGAGGUCUCAGGCCUUAAGUCAGAGAUACAACAGCAGACAUCGAGAGGUCGACGCCUCCUACCAGCUCUCACACACAAACCUGGACACACACCUGGACCCAGACUUCACCCCGUCACCUGAGCUGGUUCCUCUUCCAAUUCUACCACUGAAGAAGAAGCAGCAGGAUUCAGACGACAGACAAACCGAAGACAGUCAGAGUGGAGACAGUUCCCAGAGUGUCCAGCAGGAGGUUGAGUGCAGCAGUAAUGAGGAGCAGGACGAGGUGUUACUGACUGACCAGCAAAACAUGCUCAGCAGAAUCACCAUGAAGUCUGAGGAGGAGGAGGGGCCAGAUGUAAAGGCAGCCUCACCUGAUGUCCUAUUGGUCUAUGCUACACAGACCAGUAGCUCAGAGCAGGACCUGUACCGCGAAGCCUUUCUCUGCACCUACAGGAGCUUCAUCGGUCCAAACGACGUUAUCAGCAAACUCCAGCACAGAUACAGACACCUGUGUGACAGACGGGAACCUACAAACCUGACAGCUGCCAAAAACACUUUUCACCUGCUGGUCAGUGUGGUGGAUGAACUAUGUGCCAUAGAGCUCGACUCUGAUGUGCUGCAGCUGCUGAUGGAUUUGGUGUUCAGCCUUCUGAUUGGUGGAGAGCUGGGACUGGCCCACCAGCUGCGCUCCAACAUCCUGUCAAAGAUGGAGAAGAAAUGGCAGUUAAUUUGUUCACCUCAGUCGCUCCGCCCACUUGCUGCCAAGGGAGUCGCUGCCAGACCAGGAACUCUUCUGGACUUCAGGAGUCAGGAUUUAGCUGAACAGUUGACUCUGCUGGAUGCUGAGCUCUUCAGUAAGAUCGAGCUUCCAGAGGUGUUGCUGUGGUCUAAAGAGCAGAAUGAGGAGAAGAGUCCAAACCUGACAGAGUUCACUCAACACUUCAACAACGUCUCCUUCUGGGUUCGUUCUGUCAUCAUCCUUCAGGACAAACCUCAGGACAGAGAGCGGCUGCUGCUGAAGUUCCUGAAGAUCAUGAAGCACCUGAGGAAGCUCAAUAACUUUAACUCGUACCUGUCCAUCCUGUCAGCGCUGGACUCCGCCCCUCUGCGACGUCUGGACUGGCAGAAAAGCACCUCAGAGGCUCUGGAGGAGUUCAGCACUUUGAUCGACAGCUCGUCUUCUUUCAGAGCCUACAGAGCAGCUCUGGCUGAAGUGGAACCUCCCUGUAUACCCUACCUGGGUUUGAUUCUGCAGGACUUGACUUUUGUUCACCUCGGGAAUCCUGACACCUUGAUGACAUCUCAGGGUUCAAAGGUUAACUUCUCCAAACGCUGGCAGCAAUUUAACAUCCUGGACACUCUGAGGAGCUACCAGCAAGUGACCUACUCUCUGCUGCCCGAUGAUGAAAUCAUAUCCUUCUUUAAUGACUUCGGUGAUCACCUGGCCGAGGAGGCGCUGUGGGAACUCUCCCUGAGGAUCCGCCCAAAGAACACUCCUCGAGCCAAUCAGAGAUGAGCUUUGGUGAAGCUACAGUGGGUCACACUGUUAAGGAGCACCCGUACAUGGUGACAUCACUAAAACCUGGGCACAGACUGGGUUAACCUGCACUGCUCUGAUGCUAACAUGCUAUAAUACAGAGAUAAGCCUGUUAACCUGAACUGGUGCCAAACGGGGCUUUUAAUGGACAUGAGCACAGAAAAAUGCAGGCUAAUACUAAAGAGGUAUAAAAGCAGGAUAACAUUUUACUAUGUGACCUUUGGGAUAUCCAGCCAGCAGUUUUCCUACUUCAGUCAGUAUUUCAGUACAUUUAAUCAUAUGCUCCUUUUAACAGAAACAUAUGCAAGGACAGUUUGCGAAGCUUAAUAUUUAAAGAUUAAAUCCAUCAUAAUGUCCCACAGUAAGCAGCUAAUGAGGGUAAUAUUCACAGAUCUUUGAUUGCUGUGGAUGCCUGUGCUCUCUGCUCACAUAUUCCAGAUGAGAUUCAGGUUCCGACAUGUACAGAUGGAUCCGAGGAGUUUCAUUUCUACCCUGGAACCACAAAUUAUCUUUUUGUGGUUUCACAUCAGCAGGAGGACACACCAGCAAGCACUGAGUGACUUCCAGAUCUUUAGGGAAGGGGAGCUUCAUCCAACAUCCGUCAAACAUCACUGCUGACCUGCCUGUCAGCUCACCUGCCCUUACCUGAUUGGUGGAGGUGGAGACUUUAGCAGUAAUAAGCUGAGAAACAGCUCAGCACUGGGUUUUUAAGGCUAUAAAAAUUCAAUAGUGAUUUGAUGUCAGUUCAUCCAAUCUGACAGCUCAGGAAUUUCAAAGGAAAGAUUCCCUUCUCAGUAGGAAUUAUGCAAAAUGUCAUCUCUAUGCUGUCUUUAGUCAUGUCUAAGAAAAGAAAAAGAAUCCUUAAAGGAUGAAGUCGGGCUGCUUUGAUGUGAUUUUCUAGCAUUGAUUUUUUUCUCAGUGCUUCAGAUGUUUCAGGGUAAUUAUCUGCUCCUGUGGCUCAGCGUGGACUCAUGAACACCUGAAGGAGUGAGCCCCACCAAUUUUCCACAUAAUGGAAAUUUAAAGUGUUCCUGAUCCUGGAAAAACAUCUAAUACAGCCCGACCUUCAUCGGUUGAAGGUGAAUGUUAAUGGGCCACAUCUAAACUGCUCUAAACUGAGUAUUUAUUUUGCACGUGUAAGAAUCCAAGCAUGAGACAGGAUCACCAACCAGCCCAACGUGAUUCCCAGACCCCAGAGGCCCCAUGAGCCUCAGGACUCCUCCACAUAUUUUUGGUCUUCAUAAUGAGGGUUUAAAAACUUUUCUAAAGCUAUAAUUACAUAAAUAUUCACAGGAAAACAGGAGCAGGUGCUGAAAAACAUGACACCUGUCAUCAGACAAUAAUGAACACUGCGGUGGCCUCUAGAGUCACAGCUGCUCAUCACAUGGUCCAGUCACAUGGAUGGCGAAUCCAACUCAAACUCAUAAAUCUGCCCUGCAAAGAUCUAAACUUGUGGAAAGUCGGUGAGAUGCUACGAAGAGACGUGCAGAGAAAAUCUCUGCAGCGACUGUUCAUGCUAAUCAUAGAGGAAAGAAUCCAAAUGACUGAUAGCAGGAAUGGAAAAGUACCCAAAUAUAUGUUGUAUUUAUGUUUUUUGUUUAUUUUAAAAUGUUAAGUUUUAUAUCUUUGUUUCAUUUUUAGCUGUUAUUUAUUGAUUUUUAUUUUUCCUGUACUUUCAGUAAUCGCCAGUCUGAUCUCGACUGUUCAGUUUAAAUGAGAUGAUUUUAUUUCAGCGCUGAACCGGCAGCAGCUGGAACAGAGAACGAUACACUUAUUGAUCAUUUUCUUUCAAUCUACUCACUGAUCAAUCAGUAAAAGUGAACCAGCCCCUUGUGCACUGAUUGGCUCCACUGAAUAAUUAAACAUUAGUAUGUAAGAUGUAGUUACAGUGCUGAAUUGCUGAGUUAUGAAAAUUAAAUUCAGUGACUGUGAGGAACUUCCGUUUCCAUGAAAGUACUUAAUUUUUUUUUACUUUAUUGCCAACCAAAAACAGGUGAUUUACAUACAAACAUUUUUAUCCUGAGACCGAGACUGUCACUUCACAUCAUUAUUCAUACAUAGAAUCCCAAAUUUUUAAUUUACCGUCACACAGGGUAAGGUAAUACAGGUAACCCAAACAGAGAGACAGAAAUGAAAAAGAUGCACCUUAGUUAAGAAAAGUCACAAUAGGCUUCCACAGUCUUUCAAAGCUCUGAGCUCUCAGUUGUAGUUGAGCAGUUAAUAAUUCCACUGAAUAUACAUGCUUAACUGUUUGUAUCCAGUUACUGGUGGGUCGGGCUUCAUCCAGAUGGCUGAGCUUAUCUUCCUGACUGUCAUUAGAAGAAUAUGUAGCUGAGUCCUUUGGUCAUAAGUGAAGUGGUCAGUGAACACAUCACGUAUAAAAAUUCCAGGAUCAAAAGGAAUGUUUACUUUUUUAUUCUCUCCUGCACAUCUUUAACAUUUUUCCACAAAGGUUGUAUCUGAGGACUGUACCAGAAUAUGUGGGUCUGAUCGCCCACCUGACCUCCUUGUAAGUACAUUUAAAAAGAAGUAAACUGUUGUAUUAUAAAGAGCUGCAUCAGAAUAUGUUUUUCUCUGCAUAUUAAAAGAAAACGCAACAAAAACAUCAGCAGCAGCUUCACAGGACGAAAAAAUACUGACACAGAACUCUGAUCAGGAUCAAAAAUCCUCAUUAACCUGGAAUCUGGUCCAUGAGGUGAAGGUUCAACUUUCUGCUGUUCAUACUGCUCCUACUCCUCAGCUGUUGCCAUACCACACAAGUAUUGCUCAGUGGAGCAAUGGUAGAAAGCUCAGAAGCUGCUGGGACAGAUUAGCCUGUCUGAGAGUUCUCAGAUCUUCUGAGAUGGUACCUGGAGCCUGAAACUGGAGCUCCACCUUGCUUGUGUUAAUGUGCAGCGGCCGAUGGUCCUCCUGCUUCGUCCUGAAAGCAGCGAGAAAGGCCACAUUAUUACAUCAUUCAUCUUCAUCUCUGAGAUGUUUCAGCUUCACUUCCCUGUCUCCUCACUCAGAGCUCAGCUCACAGGAACCUGAGUUACAUAUUUACUGUAAAAUCUUUAAGUAGUUUGAUUAGAUUUCUUUUUAUUUCAUUUCCUGGUUUAAGACUCUGAACGACAGAACUGCACCGAGUUCAAACUGUUAGAAAAAGGAGAACUUUGAUUGAUGAAGUAUCUGCUCAUCUUCUCUUUAGUUCUACAUGAAUCUGUUUGAUGGAUAAAAGUCUUGAGAUGUAGAUAAUGCUGUGAAUAAAUGACA
Messenger RNA from Archocentrus centrarchus (flier cichlid), 6190 nucleotides. Its product is annotated as rap guanine nucleotide exchange factor 1-like. The record is from RefSeq and is a predicted model, not a curated record. Gene Ontology annotation, molecular function: guanyl-nucleotide exchange factor activity. The transcript is spliced from 23 exons. Gene Ontology annotation, cellular component: plasma membrane. NCBI's taxonomy places the organism in Eukaryota, Metazoa, Chordata, Actinopteri, Cichliformes, Cichlidae. Gene Ontology annotation, biological process: Ras protein signal transduction. The coding region runs from base 137 to 2917 and encodes 926 amino acids.